GCCAUAGAUUCGUUGGUCUUGCAAAAACUUCUUAAAUCUCAUCAACAUUGUAGAUUUAUGGUGAAGGACUUCAAACUAGAUCAUUUCAAUAUGUAAGGUAGGUACAUUUUUUUAAUGCCAUCAACCUUUCCUUCAACAUUGAAAGGAGGUAACGUAAUUGGCCUAGAAUUGGUAACGACGCCACCUUGAAUUAUCAUGAUAGUCUAAUGCUGUUCCGUGUAAAUAAUAUGUACCGCGUGCUGGCUAAUUAAUCAAAAUUUUGAUCUCAACAAGUCUAGACAAAAUUCCAUCACAGCAUGAAAGAGCAUCACAAAAUCAGUAAUAUUCCAAAGUUUCGUUGCGAAAUGUUGUAAAAUGCGAAUAAUAUAGCCUUGCAAAAUUUGCAAUUUUCAGUAAUUUUGUAUUACGAGCGGGAAACGGUUAGUGGUACGGCCAGGGAUGGAUCCAGCAUGAUCUGGUAGGGGGUGCUCUGCCAGCCCUGGUGCCGAUUUGUGUCGGUCAUGCAUGUGUGCCGCACGUCCAUCAAAGUCUUGCUUGACUACUGUAUUUGAAUUUUAAUUGUUGUUCACAGUUCGCUUAUCUGUUAUUACUCAAAUUACUGUAUCUCAUUUUGUCUCUAAUAAUUUUUUUGCUUUAUCGUGAAAAAUAUCACCCACCCCCCCUGCACCCAUUCUGGCCAGGGCUAGGGGGUGCACCUCCCCCCCUGCACACCCCAGUAAAUCCAUUCCUGGUGGUACCACGGAAGUCGUAACCAUUUCCCGUUUGUAAUACAAAAUGACUGAAAAUUGCAAAUUUCGCAAGGCUAUAUUAUCCGCAUUUUACAAUGUUUAUCUAUAAAUAGCUAUCCUUCGUAUUUAACUACAAUCUUUGCCAAAAACUAUGGGACAUGUGCUGUAAUUUCACACAAUUUGAAAGGCGUAGCGCCCCCGUUCCCCCAGUUCAAUGUUGGGCCGACAAAAAUGUGAUGUCUGGUUGCGAGACGCCAACAUUGAAUCGGGUGGGGGGAGGGAGGGUGGGAAAAUGUAUCACGCAAUGGUAUAUUACAACCAAAUACAUGUGAAAACUACAUUGUCCCAAUCUAUAUUGUCAAAGAUUGUAGGCUGUAUACGAGGCGGCAAAUUUAUUGCCAUGCAGAAUGUAUUUGUUAGAAACCCCAUCUUGAUACAUAGCAACGACGAAGUAUAAAUCGCAUGUAUAUACAAAUGUAUUCACAACGUAUGGGCCUUGGUGGGUCCAAUAUAGUAUACUGCAUGCAUGGGCACACAUUAAGGCUGGGGGGACUUGCUCGCCCCCUGGCGUAGUCGCAGGAAGUGGGGUCUGUUAUGCAGAAUUGAAUAUCAUAUUUAUAUUUAUAGCGAUCUUAUUGAUGGACUUAUCAAACUGAUGAACAGUAAUAUUUCAUCUCCAGUCAAUCUCGUAAGUUGUUUUUUUUUGUCUUUGUGGCAGAGUUCUGCCGAAAUUAUUUAUUAAAUUCGAGACAGUAUUCGGAUACAGUUGGUGCAACGUCCCGCCCCAUCCAGUUUUUCUUGAGUAAAUUUCAGGCAAAAUAUAAGAUCAUUGAAUGUUGCUUGCAACACACACUACAUAUGUUCAUACGAAAAUAUACUAAAUGUAAAAACCGCAUGAAAACCAUUUUGUAACCCACUUUUAUAGGCAAUGUAAAAUGAAAAUGAAACUAAAUCAGGUUAUCUGUAGCUUUCCACCCCUUUCAACGAUUAGAUCCUCGUAACGAUCCUUCAACACAGUAUAUAUACCUCUUCAUUCUCAAUAAUCUUUUGACAAAAUGUAUUUGUCGAGUAAUCGGUUUUUGGUAUGUUCGUGUUAUUUUACAUCAAUACGACGUGUAAAUUUCAAUUUGUAGGGAAAUCCAAGUGAGCACACGAUCAAAGAAUUUGCGGUUAUGAUUAGAAAUAGAGUUGGUAUGUAUAUUUGGCUUUUAUGCAGCAUGGUGUUCAGUCGCUCUUACCUUAUAGCAAGCUCAUAGCAAGGUCUCAUAGCAAGGUCUUAUAGCAAGGUCUUAGCAAGAUCUUAUAGCAAGGUCUCAUAGCAAGGUCUCAUAGCAAGGUCUUAGCAAGAUCUUAUAGCAAGGUCUCAUAGCAAGGUCUUAUAGCAAGGUCUUAGCAAGAUUUAGCAAGAUCUUAUAGCAAGGUCUCAUAGCAAGGUCUUAUAGCAAGGUCUUAGCAAGAUCUUAUAGCAAGGUCUCAUAGCAAGGUCUUAGCAAGAUCUUAUAGCAAGGUCUUAUAUAACUAGAAGGCCCGUGUUCCCGCGGCCAAAAAUAGGAAAACACGGCAAAAUAAAACAAAUGCUGCUUGAUUGUUUAUAUAAAGAUGUGCGUUCAUUUGGCUGGCAGGUACACGCUCUCAAAAUGGUGAAAUUUCUCGGUUGCUGAGAUCUAAGCAGAAUUUUUCCGAGACCGUAGCGGACACGUCUCUGUAAGCGAGAUAAUAGAGAGCUUUAGAUUUUACGAGGUUCGUUUAUUUUACGCCAGAUUCUUAAGCCAUGCAUCUUUUUGCCCAAUCAUGUGCUGACGCCUUAUAAUCUCGCAGCCGUGGCCAAAUUGACCACUGGAUUUUUGGAAGUCAAGUAGUAAAACAAACAUUCUAACCUUCUUUCCAACUUUAAUCCUAGACUAAUUUGAGAUCGGCUACUCGAAUUGUUGUCCUCCAUUUCUUCCCUCCGUUGUCAUUUCCAUGAUAUUUAGAUCUUCUUCGUCUCUCUUUCAGUCCAUAAUAUCUUCAUCUUUUCUUAUUAUGCCAACUCAGCCAGAUUUCUAGACUCCAGUUAUGCGACUUGGACUCGAGUCUCAAUUUUUGUGACUUGACUUGUUACUCAGGUUAACGACUUGUGACUUGAAUUGGACUUGCAAGACAUGAUUUCUUGCCAAUGCAGUAAAACAUAGAUUCGUAAAUAUCUAUAGUGAAAGUUAACUUUUCGACUACUCACACUGGAAAUGUAUAGUAUAUUAAUGUAGAAUUGUCACGUGUGAUUCCCCCAUUACAUUGUAAAAAGUACCGUAUGGAAUGGCUUGCUAUACUUGACUUUGUCACAGUCAAAAUGACUUGUGACUUGACUUGCUACUCGGAAUGAACGACUUUGUUAUUUGACUUGGAUUUGCAAAAUGAAGGUUGCUAGCAAUUCUGAUCUCAGCCUUCCUAUCUAAUCCUUCUUCCUAUCUUCCUAUCUGCUACCAUUCAACGAAACCCCCAUGCAGGAUAGGUUCUGUACAACUGCACCAGCUUCAGCUUUGAGGCUAGAGCACAAGUCAAGUCUGUAAAACGCUUACAUGAGCUAUAAUCAAUCUUUUCGUUUUAGGAAACAACAGCAGUAAAAUUGUUACACAAGAAGCACAGCAAGAUGAUCCAAGAAAAAGAAAACCAGACAUAAACAAAGCGAAAAAAUAUCUCAAUUGGGAACCUAAGGUACAGUAUACACCAAAUACUUUCUGACGAGAGUCGUGAGUAUUUUAUUCCUUUGUACUCCUUCACAUUGGUUCUAAAAUGAUGAGAAUGUCUCGUACUCACUUGUUUCUAACCAUGCAGGCAUUAUUCAUUAACUCUGCAACAAUUUUGCGAUUUCAGUUUUCAUGAAAAUUAUUAUUGAUGGGAAUAAAAAAUGAAAAUCGCCUCGAGUCGCCUGCACCGUUCGUAAAACCUACUCCAAAGUUAAUAAAUAUUUUAGUAAUAUGAUAUUAUUUUGAGCUAGCUCAUGAAGAGUGGACUGAUUUCUACUGGAGACCAGAAACGUAGAGAUAAGUUAAAGCCCGCAUGCAGUGUGCAGCAUGAAAACGCGGCCGUCAGAUCAGAUGGACUUAGAAACGACGAUCAGGCAAACACGACGACGCGGUCUCAAUUUCAGCUGGCGAAAUUGAGUACUAAAGAGUAAAGAACUUGAUUGCUGUAAUACAUUGAAGCUUUUAAAAAUAACCUUACACACGGCUAAGUUUGGAAAAAACGAUCCGGUAUGUAGUAACUCCUCCAACGUAGCAACAGGCAUUCACGUUGCUCCAAUGACGUGAAAAUCUUAGUUUAACGUUGUAUUCAGAAUGACAACGUUGUUGAGGAUACCCCUGGAUGAAGAAUUUCUUUGUUUCGAUAGCGGUGUCUUUCAGUUCGCGUCGUGUUUUCUAGAUCAGUCUAUUUGCGUAGUUCCUCCCGGCGUGAAUACUGAUCUUGACGGAUGAUAUGUACGAAUGCAAAUUAGUUGUCCUUUGUUUGUUGCUGAAAAUGGUGGUAGUAGUGGUGCUUUGUGGUAAUUAUUAAUGGUAAAGGUGAUAAUGUUGGUGCUGAUGGUGGUGAUGAUAAUCAUCGUGGGAUUAUGGGAAGGUGAUUGUCUUGGUGAUCAUGGUGGUGGUGGUGAUGGUGGUGUGAUGAUGAAGCUGAUGUUGAUGGAGGUGAUGUUUGGUGAUGGUUAUGAUGAUAGUGGUGACGGUGUUGGUGAUGGUAUGUAUAAAUACAACAGACGAAAAUAUUAGGAGAACUGUCAGGCAUUAAUUGUUACCACGACACAGAAAUAAUAGAUAUUUAUUAUUUCUAUAUGUACCACGACAUUGCCACUGUAGGUUACGCUACUGCCACCUUAGUUUAUGGUACAGUUGUACGUUGGUUCGUCUGGUUAGUUUGCAAUUUUGCAUGUGCUUAUACGCGUUCACACUUGAAAUUUUUGUUGUGAUUUCUAGUGCGAUUUUUUUUCUGAUAAACGUGAACGAGUGAAUUUGUGAGUAUAUGCGCAGGCUGCAUGUUUUCAUUAGUUGGCGACACUGCCUUGAUGUCAAAUCUGGGGCUGUCGGCGAGCAUCGCAGGCCGAUUAGAGCAGUCGGCGGUAGUCGCAGACACUGCGAUAAUAAAACAAAUGAAAACACCGUUGGCGAGUUGUCGGCAACAGUCGUAGAACACAAACCUCGGCCCCAGCUCCUCUACACGUUUACGGAAUCAUGAAAACAACGAAGAUCGCCGACGAAAUACGAUAUUUGAAAAUUGCAUGCCGACGUUCGCGGAAUAGAAAUCGGUGACUUUGGGCGGGUGUUACUGAGUAAUGAAAACCAGCCUAUUUCACUCAUCCACUCGUUCAUAUCCAUCGGAGGGAAAAAACGCACCUAAAAGUGGAAGGACAUUAAGGCAGAUGAUCUGGAAUAUUCAUCUCUAGUGUAAUACGGUCCGAUCGCAAUGAAACAUUUUAAAAUGUUACAGGUCGACCUAAUGCGUGGACUUGACAAGACUAUCCGGUUCUUCCGCAAUGAGUUGGCUAGACUUAACGAGCAAAAAGAGUUGUGAUGGUCAAGUAUGCUGCUCUAUAGACGAGUUUCUUCAGAUCACAAUGGGUGAACCACUACCCGAACGACUAGCAAUGGAUUAUCAUGCAUCUAUCUUCUUUCUGUGGAGAGCAAGGGAAGUGGUACACGACGAACGCAAACACCAAUGGUACACCAUAACCAAAUGAACGUACACGCGACUUUCUAUCAUACAAGAAGACAUCAGGGACUUCAGAUAAAGAACAUAACUGAAUACAAUUAUAAAACCCUUUCUAACAUAAUAACGUGUUAUGGUAGAAACUUUUGCUUGUGAUAUUCAUUUUAAAGUAAUUGGUUUUGCUAUGAGGGGAAAAGAACCUUUAGACUAUUGGUUUUGAAUUUAGUAGUAUUUCAAGAAAUCAAAUCCGUGCCAAUUUCAAAGAUUUUCCAGUCUUUUAAGACUGGAAAAUCUUUGAAAUUGGCACGGAUUUGAUUUCUGGAAAUACUACUGAAUUCGUAACCAAUAGUAAAAACCAAUAAUAAAUAAUAAAUUAAAAACCAAUAGUAAAGUUAAAACUGAGGCCGAGACACACCGGACGCGAUUCAACAACGCAGCGUAAUUUUUCAGUUUUUGAAAAUUAAUAAAACAGCCAAUGCAAAGAAAUUUUAAAAGAUAUGUAGACCAAAUAAUUCAAAAUGUUAUAACGCUUCUAAAUAUUUGGAAAAUUUAAACUAGGAUCAAGGUUAUCGGUCUGUGAGAAUCGCACCACGUUGUCGAAUCGCGUCCUGUGUGUCUCGGUCUUUAAUAUCCUAGAAUUUACUGAAAAAUGUCCUUGAAAGUCGUGGGAAUAUCCUGGAAUUUCAUCUUCACUAUAGAAAGGGUGGAAAUUACGCUGUACUCGUUAGUUUUUAGCAUGUUUUACAUAACAUGUAAAAAAAUUCUUAAUGUUUUAACUAUCUCGACUAACAUGGCCAUAUAUGUGACCAUUAUAUGGUGGCGUUGUCAUGUAAAUUUCAUAAUUUUGCGGCAUUAUUUAUUAUGUAACUAUCUUUCUUCGUCUUAUGGAGACGGUUAAUUAAAUGAAAUUUAUAGAUUUAUCUGGCUGGAUAUAUUUUUUAUGAGCGAUUGAUAUAGAUAGAUUAAAGCCUCCGUAAAAAUCUCACAACUUGUCAACAA
This is a messenger RNA of Paramuricea clavata, 6404 nucleotides long. NCBI's taxonomy places the organism in Eukaryota, Metazoa, Cnidaria, Anthozoa, Malacalcyonacea, Plexauridae. The record is from the annotation of a GenBank genome assembly.